This is a messenger RNA of Trichomonas vaginalis G3, 882 nucleotides long. RefSeq names its product trimeric LpxA-like superfamily. The record is from RefSeq and is a predicted model, not a curated record. The coding region runs from base 1 to 882 and encodes 293 amino acids. Lineage: Eukaryota; Parabasalia; Trichomonadida; Trichomonadidae. The transcript has a single exon.
AUGGGAGCAAACCAAACAGUUCCUUCUUAUCAAACAAUAGGAUCUGCUCUUCAAAAUGUUUGUUAUACAGGAGAGCAGCCAGGAUUAUCUUUUCUUCAUACGCAUUCUGUCGAUAUGUCCACAAACUUUACUCAAAUUUUAAAUAUUGGACCUCGUAUUUAUCCUUUAGCCCUUAUUGAUCAAUCACACGAAGAAAUAUUCCCAGGAAGUUAUUCAGCCAUUUUGAAAACAGAAAUCGAAGGAAUUGAAAUCGAAUCAGUUCUAAAUUCAGAAAGCAUUGACGUUACAUCAACCAUUCCUUUCACAGAUGAUAUCACAUUUGCAUUAAAUGCAUCAUGCUUACCAACAUAUGACAUUUCUUUCAACACAAAAGUCAUAACUAACAUGAUUAACGCAUCAAUACAAGCGAAGACAGUCGAUAACUUCAAAAAUUUGUAUCUAAGUACAGAAACAAAUGUAGCUUUGUCAAAUUCUCUCUUAGUUGGCGGUGCAUAUACCAUCGAUCUUGAAAAAUUCAGACAAGGAUUCGAAUUAAUGGCAUCAUUCCAAACACUUCGUAAUUUAUUCUGUUAUACUUACAAUCAUACAAAUUCUAUUUCAACAUUUGGUUGGAAUUUCACAAUAAAUAACGGAGCUUCGAUUGGAAGUAAGAUACAGGUUGAUCAUGAUGCAAAUAUUAAGGUUGGAACACUCGGUUACAACAUGGUCAUAGGAAAUAACUCUGUUUGUGCUUCAAUUUCAUCAGAAUUAUCAACAUGCGCAAAAUUUGUUAGAGAUACAGGAAAAGGACUUACAGUUUCUGUUGGCUUGACUUCUAAUAUGCUCAAACAAAUUAAUGCUAUAUCUCUUGGCCUUCAACUUGAUACGGGAAAGCAAAUUUAA